GCAUCGACUGCGUUGAAACACUACAUUACCCAUAAGACCGAGCGCUCUCCUACGUCAACCGCAAUCACGGGGUUGUAUCUCCAACAUGGCGUCGCUGGGAAGGAGGCGCGGUGUCCCAGUAAGCAGGGAGAGGGGCGUGAUGGCGGCGACAGAAUGCUACAUUGUGCACGAGAUCUACAACGGGGAGAAUGUGCAGGACCAGUUUGAGUAUGAGUUGGAGCAGGCACUGGAGGCCCAGUAUAAAUACAUUGUCAUCGAGCCCACGCGCAUCGGAGAUGAAACGGCCCGUUGGAUUUCCGUGGGCAACUGCCUGCACAAGACGGCCGUGUUGUCAGGUGCCGCCUGCCUCCUCACGCCCCUUUCCCUGCCGCUCGAGUACUCGCGUUAUGUGGCGUUGCCCGCUGGCGCCCUCAGUGUGGCCUGCGCUGCCCUCUACGGGAUUUCAUGGCAAUUUGACCCCUGCUGCAAGUACCAGGUGGAGUACGACAGCCAAAAACUCUCGCGGCUGCCCCUGCAUACGCUCACCUCCUCGACGCCCGUUGUAUUGGUGCGCCGGGAUGAUGUCCACAGAAAGAGACUCCAUAAUACGAUAGCACUGGCUGCCCUGGCAUAUUGCGCCAAGAAGAUCUACGAACUCUAUGCUGUAUGAGUGCACUCUGAAGAGGGUUUAAGAACCAACAGAUAAAAGGAAGAAAAAAAAAAAACUAACAAAAAAACAGAACCUAUCCACCCCCAGAUGGAAGUGGAAGUCACGAUCAUGCCCAGCAGUUAGCUUCAAAAAUGUGGUGGGUGCUUCCAUUUUGAACUUUGAUCAGAGGGAUAUAGUUAAAACUAGAAGGAAUGGGUUUUCCUUUACAUUUUCUUUACUUCUAUGUGACAACAACAGUACACUUAUUUCCGUAGUACCUUUGCUCUCCUCCCCUGCGCCCUCUACCUGCGUCCUUGACACGACAGCAAGUGCACAAGGACACGACAGCGGUUUCUCUGGAUUGAAUUGUUCUGCCUUUAAAAUGGACCGACAUGUUCUGAGUAUCAAGCUCUCCCUUUUCCCUUGUUGUUUUGCUGUACCCUGUUUCUUGCUGAUCAGUACAUCACCCUUUCAUUAAAACAUUAGGAUGUUUCAAACUAACUUUUCUGUUUUUUAUUUUGCUGUUUUUCAUUAAAUCCCACAAUAUGUUCAGAGACAUAGUUGCACCCUAUUUGUCUUUUUCAAGUAGAUAUCAUUGUUUAAAAAGAGUGUAGGAAAGGUCUUAUGUGACAAUGCUGUGGCUUAAUGUUUUUUUUUUUUUUUAAAACACUACAAAAAUACUUUGAAACGUCACAUUUCACACAUGCUUCUAAUGAAUAUUACAUUACCAAGACAAACCCCCCAUAUUAUUGUUAUUUAAAAUAUAAAACUGAUUUGACAUGGAUAACAAUUGCACAGCCAAUUUAUAAAUUCACUUUAUGUUCUCGAAUGGUUUUUAUUCAUUGCUAUCAGCAAUUUAAAAAAUGUGGGGUCAAAGGAGGUAAAAGUACAGUAGAGGAUGAGCUGUGAUAUAACAGGAUGCUUGUAACCCAUCAAUGAAGUGGAAUGCAGAUGUGGGUAAGCUUAAAAUGAGGAGUGACCAUGACCUUGUCACGCUCACUGAUUUUAAGGUUCAAAUGUUCACCAAAGGCUGAAUAAGUAUUGUUGACUUGGCCACCAGGAUUUGUUCAUGAAAGGUUUCCUAAGAAUUUUGUGUAAAUCCCUUAACGAUCUAUCAAUGUAUCAAAUAAAUGGUAAACUUGC
This is a messenger RNA of Pungitius pungitius (ninespine stickleback), 1771 nucleotides long. RefSeq names its product transmembrane protein 11 (gene tmem11). Gene Ontology annotation, cellular component: mitochondrial inner membrane. The record is from RefSeq and is a predicted model, not a curated record. Bases 86 to 649 code for a protein of 187 amino acids. Gene Ontology annotation, biological process: inner mitochondrial membrane organization. The transcript has 2 exons. Lineage: Eukaryota; Metazoa; Chordata; Actinopteri; Perciformes; Gasterosteidae.